This is a messenger RNA of Sciurus carolinensis (gray squirrel), 1075 nucleotides long. It is a transcript of the gene Arl6ip4, whose product is annotated as ADP ribosylation factor like GTPase 6 interacting protein 4. The record is from RefSeq and is a predicted model, not a curated record. Bases 164 to 877 code for a protein of 237 amino acids. NCBI's taxonomy places the organism in Eukaryota, Metazoa, Chordata, Mammalia, Rodentia, Sciuridae. The transcript has 6 exons.
CUGGGUGUGCAGCCGGCGGCCGGGCCGAUGGGCGGUUGAGGUGGGGACAGCCUCCGGGUCCUCCCUGAGGCGGCGAGGCUGCGGAGGGAGCAGGGAGGAGGGUGGGAGCGCGCGGGGACGGACUCGGGACGCCCCUCGCCGCGCCGCGCUGGCCCGCGCCGCUAUGGCCCAUGUUGGCUCUCGCAAGCGUUCGAGAAGUCGCAGCCGGUCCCGGGGUCGAAGGUCGGAAAAGAGAAGGAAGAAGAGCAGUAAGGACGCCUCGAGGAACUGCUCGGCCUCUGGAUCCCAAGGUCGAAAGGCCAGCACCGCCUCGGGGACUGAGGCCUCACCUUCUCCCUGCAUCACAGAGAGAAGCAAGCAAAAGGCCCGGAGGAGACCACGAUCCAGCUCCUCCUCCUCUUCUUCCAGUUCUUCUAGCUCCUCUUCUUCCUCCUCGUCCUCCUCUUCUUCCUCCAGUGAUGGUCGGAAGAAGCGAGGGAAGCACAAGGACAAGAAGAGGAAGAAAAAAAAAAGGAAAAAGAAGCUGAAGAAGAGGGGCAAAGAGAAGGUGAAGGUGCAGCAGGCCGAAGCUCUGCCUGGCCCCUCGCUGGACCAGUGGCACAGAUCCACUGGGGCAGAUGAUGAUGGCCCAGUCCUGACGGACGAGCAGAAGUCCCGCAUUCAGGCCAUGAAGCCUAUGACCAAGGAGGAGUGGGAUGCCCGGCAGAGUGUCAUCCGAAAAGUGGUGGACCCUGAGACCGGCCGCACCAGGCUCAUUAAGGGAGAUGGCGAGGUCUUGGAGGAGAUCGUGACCAAAGAGCGGCACAGAGAAAUCAAUAAGCAAGCCACCCGAGGGGAUGGCCUAGCCUUCCAGAUGCGAGCCGGGUUGCUCCCCUGAGGGCCCCUGGCUGGUUGACGCUGCGGACGUUGGUGGCAUGGCCUGGAGGUUGGCCUCAGGUGCUGAUGGCCUUUCCCCCUGUGGAGCCAGCCCAGCCUCCUCAGGAGCAAGGUUGGAGGUGAGGCUCAGGGCCUCUUGGGACCCCCACCUGAAAGAGCGAGUGCGGUGCAGCAGAUAUUAAAUGUUCUCUGGUCCUAG